This is a messenger RNA of Chelonus insularis, 1929 nucleotides long. It is a transcript of the gene Ir76b, whose product is annotated as glutamate receptor U1-like. Bases 32 to 1780 code for a protein of 582 amino acids. The record is from RefSeq and is a predicted model, not a curated record. NCBI's taxonomy places the organism in Eukaryota, Metazoa, Arthropoda, Insecta, Hymenoptera, Braconidae. Gene Ontology annotation, molecular function: ligand-gated monoatomic ion channel activity. The transcript is spliced from 7 exons. Gene Ontology annotation, cellular component: membrane.
AUUAAAUGAAUAGUUCAACUAACAAACUAAAAUGCGAGGAAUAGAGUUAAUGCUAAUGAGCAUUUAUGCCAUUAGCAAUGUUACAAAUCCAAAUUCGGAUCAAGUGGAUGAUUCAGUUUUACAGAAUCGCUAUUAUCGAGAAGUUAACUUGGCGAAGGCACCACUUUCGAUUGCCGAUGUUAAUUUGAGGUCCCAAAAACCGAUUAAAAUUGAAAAAUUAACAGUUACUUCGUGGAGUGAUGAGCCAUUCUCUUACAUCGAAGAUCAAAAUAAUGGCGAAUCUGUGGGAAAAGGAUACGCUUUUUACAUAUUCAAUUUGGUUGCGAAUAAAUUAAACUUUACAUAUGAAAUUAUAAAGCCUAGUCCAAACAUACUUGGUAACGAAACUGCUGGAAUGUUGGGAUUACUCCAAACCAAGAAAGCAGAUGUGGCAGUGGCAUUUAUACCGAUAAUGACUGAAUUACAAGUGAAUUGUUCAUUCAGUCCUCCUCUGGAUUAUGCGGAUGUAACAAUUUUGUUGAAAAGACCUCGAGAAUCUGCCAUCGGAUCUGGAUUACUUGCUCCAUUUGACACAGUUGUUUGGCUUUGUAUUCUUGUAUCACUUAUUGUUGUUGGACCUAUCAUAUAUGUUAUAACAUCUUAUCGAUCUCGUUUAUGGGGUGACGAUUCAACAGAAAGAUAUAGUUUCACUACUUGUGUCUGGUUUACUUAUGGAGCGUUAUUGAAGCAAGGAUCAUCAGCAGCUCCAGAAGCUGAUUCAAAUCGAUUGCUUUUUGCAACCUGGUGGAUCUACAUAACAAUCUUAACAUCGUUUUACACGGCUAAUCUGACUGCUUUCUUGACUCUUUCGGAGUUCACCUUGCCAUUCAAGUCAAUCGACGAAGUGGUAUAUAAACGAUUUAAAUGGUGUGCUUUAUCAGAACAUUUAAUCGACUUUGCUCUAAAAUGGAAAACUAUAGAACCACUUGAUCCACUACUGAAAACUUUAAAAUCUGAUGGCAAAUUCUUUGAUGCUAAAGGAAAUAAAGAAGAAUCUGUUAUGAAAGAAAUCAAAGACGACCGAAUUUUUAUUGAUCAAACUCACUUCGUUGAAACAACUAUUUAUCGAAACUACAUGGAAAAUGUGAAAUUAAAUGAACAAGAAAACAAAAGAUGUCAGCUUGUAAGGAUGCCUCAACAUGUCUAUCAUCAAACUCGAGCUUUUGCUUAUCCUAAAGAUUCUCCUUAUCAAGAGAUAAUUGAUAGAAAGCUACUGGAUUUAGUUGAAACUGGAAUUAUACAAUACCAAGAAUCUAUAAAUCUUCCAGCUGUAAAAUAUUGUCCACUAAAUCUUCAAUCAACUGAGCGUCAAUUACGAAACUCAGAUUUAUCACUGACUUAUAAAACGAUUGGUGGCGGAUUUGUAUUUGCAACUAUUGUCUUUAUUACAGAAAUUAGUCAAUUGUUUUUCAAGUGCAAAGUUUGUUUGUGUUGUGCUAAAUCUUGUAAGUGCUGCAGAUCAAGAAUCAAAUCACCCAAGAAGGAACGACCAAAAAUGCAAUUACCUGCACAUUUUAAUAGUCAGUUUAACAACUCUAAAGUUAACGACAUUGGUAACAUAAAUAACAAUAAUGAUAUACAAAUAAUUAUGCCUAUUUAUGAAAGUGUUGACAAUUAUAAAAACAUGAAAAAGCAUUACAUCAAUGGGCGGGAUUAUUGGGUAAUUACUGAGCAAGGUGGUGAUAAACGAUUGGUUCCUGUCAGGAGCCCUUCAGCUCUAUUAUUUCAAUAUACUUCAUAAAACAUUUGAUAUUGAUUUUUUCUUUUUCCUAUUUUAUUGAAUAUUUGAGUUUUCAAUUAUGUUUAUUUAUUAAACAAAAAAACAAGAUUGUUUGAAAUUUUGUUUAACGACGUUUUCAGUUUUGUGAAUAUCAUUACUCAAUAUUUGAA